This is a messenger RNA of Zea mays, 1090 nucleotides long. RefSeq names its product Sterile alpha motif (SAM) domain-containing protein. Lineage: Eukaryota; Viridiplantae; Streptophyta; Magnoliopsida; Poales; Poaceae. The transcript has a single exon. Bases 134 to 751 code for a protein of 205 amino acids. The record is from RefSeq and is a predicted model, not a curated record.
AAACCAAGACUUUGGGUAUAAACUCCAGCUCCUAGUAGCACGACGGCCAGCGCAGCGCAGCGCACUGCAGAUCGAGCGCGCGCGGCAGAGGCAGAGGCAGAGCCAAGCGAAGCGAAGCGGUCGGCGGGCGGGCAUGGACUGGCACGCGUGGCUGUCGGGGGCGCGGCUGGAGCCGGCGCUGGUGUACGAGUACGCGCUGGUGUUCGCGCGCAACGAGCUGGAGGCCGACGACGUGGCCUUCUUGGACCACGAGUUCCUGCACAGCAUGGGCAUCUCGGUCGCCAAGCACCGCCUGGAGAUCCUGAAGCUCGCCUGGCGCGACCGCCGGAGCCGCGGCCGCGCGGGAGCCGGCCGCCCCGCGGCGGCGCUGGCCCGCCUCCUCCUCGGCCGCGUCGCCAGGUACGUGCGCUCGCUCGUGCGCCGCGAGGGCGACUGCUCGUCCACGGCGCUCGUGCUGGUGCCCCCGACGACCCAGCCGCAGCAGCAGCAGCAGCGCCCCGGCGACGGCCGCAGCCCACCAUGCGUCGGCGUCGGCGGCGUCUGUGUCUCGAAGCACAGCCAGCAGCGCCGCGGCGGCAACAAGGCGCUGCGGCGGGCCAGGUCGGAGCCCAAGGGCACCCCGCCCAGAGCCUCCGUCGUCGGUGGGAGGGCCGCCGCGGCCGUGCACGCGGUUGGCGACGACGUGGAGGGCGGGAGCGGCAGCGAGAUGGUCAGGUGGGACCGCCUGUUCCAGGACCUCAAGCCCAACUGACACGCCGCCAUCGAGUGCAUGACGCUGGGACGACGGAGGAAGCAUCAGCGUUCGGAGUGCUAUGUUUAGUAACGGUUUGUGCUUAUAUAUGUUUCAUAUGAGUGGUGAGUGUCGUCGUUGCUUUACUUUUGUUUCCUGUCGAUGUUGUUUGCAUGUACAUGCAGUCUACGUUAGUGAGUGAGUCUAUGGCUGGAACUGGCGAUCGGCCGGACGACGUCUGGUUUUGCCGCCGGUAUGAUCAGCAGAGGCGGCUUCAUCAAGUUGUGGAUGUGUAAUUGUGUAUGUUCUUCGUUUGAACGAGUUUAUACCCUGCUGUUCGUAUGGCAGGAGUUCACUACA